Protopterus annectens (West African lungfish) is the source of this 2342-nucleotide messenger RNA. It is a transcript of the gene PAX1, whose product is annotated as paired box 1. Lineage: Eukaryota; Metazoa; Chordata; Ceratodontiformes; Protopteridae. Gene Ontology annotation, molecular function: RNA polymerase II cis-regulatory region sequence-specific DNA binding; DNA-binding transcription factor activity, RNA polymerase II-specific. Gene Ontology annotation, biological process: regulation of transcription by RNA polymerase II; anatomical structure development. The coding region runs from base 359 to 1447 and encodes 362 amino acids. The transcript is spliced from 5 exons. The record is from RefSeq and is a predicted model, not a curated record.
GGUGGGGGAGGGAGGGACCAAUGAGUUGGGUCCGCGAGGCUCCUGCGUGACCUGCAGCAUUGACGUGGAGGGCGCGUCAAAUUGAUCUGAACAAACUACAGCCUUCCGGAUAGACAAAUUUUCCUUAAUCGGAUGAAGAUCACCUUGAGCUUUUGUUCUUCACACACCAGAUUGUGUUUUUUUUUUCUCACCAAGAAACAGAGAGAGAAGACAGCUCUUGAAAGGAACCUCCUUCCUUCCCCUUUGAACUGGGCCAGGCAGAUUAGGAAGCAACUCUGGCUGGCGUCUUCCAGCAGUAGGAACUAGCAGCUGUUUGUUGUGAGACUCCCGAAAGGUCCUCCAUCAUUCUUCUGUGGCAAUGGAACAGACCUAUGGGGAAGUGAAUCAGCUUGGUGGGGUGUUUGUGAAUGGUCGACCUCUGCCAAACGCAAUUCGGCUACGUAUUGUGGAGCUGGCCCAACUCGGAAUAAGACCUUGUGAUAUUAGCCGCCAGCUCCGGGUCUCGCAUGGCUGUGUUAGCAAAAUCCUAGCUCGUUAUAAUGAGACGGGAUCUAUCCUGCCCGGAGCCAUUGGAGGAAGCAAGCCUCGGGUCACCACUCCAAAUGUUGUGAAACAUAUCAGGAAUUACAAGCAAGCAGAUCCCGGUAUCUUCGCUUGGGAAAUUCGCGACCGGCUACUUUCAGAUGGGGUCUGUGACAAGUAUAAUGUACCCUCAGUCAGUUCCAUCAGUAGGAUUUUGAGGAAUAAGAUCGGGAACCUCUCUCAGCCCAACCAGUACGAUGUGAAGCAAGCUCAUCCACAGCCAACUCUCUCUUAUAAUCACAUUUACCAGUAUUCCUACCCUAGCCCCGUGUCGCCUACUGGAACAAAGAUGGGUGGCCCUGGCGGAGUCCCCGUUUCUGCAGGACAUGUCAGCAUUCCCCGGGCAUGGCCGUCGGCGCACUCUGUGAGCAACAUUCUUGGCAUUCGAGCCUUCAUGGAGCAAACAGGCACAAUUCCUAGUGCUGACAGCUCUGUCUAUGCCCCAAAAAUUGAAGACUGGAAUAGUGUCAACAGAACAUUUUGCACUUCUCAAAAUUUAAAUGGCAUCGACAAAUCAACCAUUGAGGGGGACAUAAAAUACCCACAGCCGGCUCCUGCCUUAUCGACCGUGAGUGGUUUUGUCCCUCCUUGUGCCUACACGUCUUCCAAUCACCAGUACGGAGUUUACGGUGGUGCGGCUGGAGGGGCCGGCUUUGUGUCCCCUGGACAUCAUUGGCAGUCUCAGGGCAGUAGUAGCCUGUCUCAUCAUGGGCCCAGUAUGGCACUUCAUGGUAGUGACAUGGCGAGCCAUAUGUCUUUCAAACAUCUCAACAGAGAAGAAAGAAAACCUUCAAGUCCGGUAAGCAAGGCACACGAAGUCAUAACAAAUGUGCAUGGACUUGCAAUUCCAGUGACAUCUUCUUAGCCUUCUGUUAAAGCUUCAGUUAUGGAUUAUGAGAUUCUUUAGCACACAAUAAUCCGGGUUGCUGGAAGAAAAGAACAGUGAUUACUGUCAAACAGAAAACUGUAAUUCGCAGAACACAUAUGUAUCGCCUGAUUGUCAUUCGUGGACAGAGAAUGUCGUCAUAUGGUGCUUGACGUCACAUUUCUAGGUGGUGUGACGUACUGACAGACCUUUUUUGCAUCACUCUUUAAAUAGAUGCCCAGAUUAUUUCACAGAUAACGUGAGGCUGUGUACUCUAAUGAAGAAAUGCGAUUGAAACAUGCCUUUAGGACGUUCAUAUCUUUACAGAACAGAAGAUGAAACUGAAAAACAGAGGAUUUUCCGGGAUUCCUUUUGUCAGGUUCAUUUGCCCUUUUUGACUGUUUCCUGUUAAUGACAGAGCUUUAGAAUACUGCAUGUUUUAGUUUCAUUUGACAUUGCUUCCUUUAUUUCUCUGCCACCACCCCCCACACCACAUACAAACGAAUAAGUUCAUACACUUUAAUUAGCGUGUAGCAUGUCAUCAAGGUGCUUUGCUUUACUUUUACACUUCGUGUAUCAGGUGUUCAGAAUACCAACUAGAAGCACUGGUGCUUAGUGCGUGUCCACAUUAUGCAAGACUUUUAUUUAAUAUCUGCCUGAGACAAGUUAUGAUAAUCUGUUUGGACAGUUUUUCGUGAUUUCAUUAAGUUAUGCUUCUUCAAUGACAAAUGCAAAGAUCCCAAUACGAAUACACAGCAAAGCACAGGUGUGAACACAUUAAAGACGGUUGUAAUGUAUGUCAUAAACUGUAAAUCUGCAAAUAGUACAUCACUUUAUUAUAUAUAUUUUUAUAAUUUUAACUUGUAAAUACGCUAAAUAAAUUGCUCAAAGCAAA